Messenger RNA from Alternaria infectoria, 921 nucleotides. RefSeq lists its product as uncharacterized. The transcript has 4 exons. The record is from RefSeq and is a predicted model, not a curated record. Gene Ontology annotation, molecular function: molybdenum cofactor sulfurtransferase activity. Gene Ontology annotation, biological process: molybdopterin cofactor metabolic process. Lineage: Eukaryota; Fungi; Ascomycota; Dothideomycetes; Pleosporales; Pleosporaceae. The coding region runs from base 1 to 921 and encodes 306 amino acids.
AUGAUUGCCAACGAUAAUAAGCACUGGGACGAAAACAGUGAGCGACGUGCUUACAAUGAUCGCAUCAGUCAUAUGCGGAAGAUCGAGUACCCAAUGCUUGAAGAUCUGACGUACCUCGAUCAUGGCGGCACGACGCUCGCACCCAAGUCUUUACUCAAGUCCUUCUGCGAAGAGAUGCAAAGCACUCUCCUCGCCAAUCCUCACUCUGAUUCAUCCAAUCCGAGUGUGACUGCCGUCAUGGUAGAGCAAACCCGGCUUGCUGUCUUGAAGAUGUUCAACGCCGACCCCGUUCACUUUGAUGUCGUCUUCACCGCUAAUGCCACCGGUGCCAUCAAAUUGGUGACAGAAGGGUUCUCUGGAUACGAGAAAGGAUUCGAUUACUGUUAUCAUCGUAACAGCCAUACAAGUCUGGUUGGUGUCCGAGAGCUGGCCAAUCGUAGCCACUGUUUCGCAUCCAAUGAGGAGACAGAAUACUGGCUCGCGGGAGCGAACGAAUUUGCCUUCAAAGGUCCUCUUGCGGAGAGACCAUUGUUGUUUGCUUAUCCAGCGCAGUCGAACAUGAACGGCGAGCGACUUCCGCUGGAUUGGACAGGCAAGCUACGCUUGUCGUUGCAUCAUCCGAACUCUUACUCUCUGCUUGACGUAGCAGCCCUAGUAUCCACGACCCCAAUUGACUUGAGCAACCAUCUCUUCGCCCCCGACUUCAUCUCCUUAUCCUUCUACAAGAUCUUUGGGUUCCCGGAUCUCGGUGCUCUGAUCGUCCGGAAGGCGGCUGGCCAUGUGUUCGAUCACCGGAAGUCAUGGGGAGCAUACGACCACAUUGAAGAACCCGAGGAGCUUGAUUUCGUGGCUGAGGAGGAGGAAAAGGUUGUAUCCGCGCUUUCAUGGGAGAAGGCACAUUGGUUGAAAGGUAGUCGGUGA